Messenger RNA from Ordospora colligata OC4, 2040 nucleotides. RefSeq lists its product as uncharacterized. The coding region runs from base 1 to 2040 and encodes 679 amino acids. The transcript has a single exon. NCBI's taxonomy places the organism in Eukaryota, Fungi, Microsporidia, Ordosporidae. The record is from RefSeq and is a predicted model, not a curated record.
AUGGAUAAGAGAAUUGAGGAAGUGGUCAAGAAGAAUUUGCAGGCACAAAGGAAGGAUCUAAAAAGUAUUCUAAAGCAAGACAAGUCUGAGGAGUGCAGCAAAUCUGAGAUCAAGAUUGUACAUGAGCAUGGCUUUGUAUUCAAGGCAGAUUCAUCGAAAUAUCCCUGCUGCCCUAUAGUGGAGAUUGAGGGAGGGUUUUUCUUCUAUACAGUCGAUGGACGAAGCCUUAUGUUUGAGCCUAACCAAUCCUUCCCAUAUAUAUUUCUUCCAUUUCCACUGAAGGAGGCAUUUUUCUACAAAGUUGAUGAAAAAGUGUAUUUUAUAACUCUGGACACAUGCAACAAGCUGCAGUAUUCGUUGAUGGCAAAUAAUCGCUAUCCUUCUGAAGAGAGGUAUACGAUUUCAAGGAAUGUUGUACAUGUGGUUAAGCAUGCCAACAAGGUCCUGUAUGUUUCGUCGAAGAAUGGCAAUUAUCAUGUAAAUAUGAUUGUCCGCGAUGCUGAAGGGCUUAAAGGACGAAUGUUCCUGGCGAAUGCCAAAAAAGAUGCAGGCACAAAUGUAUUUUAUGCGAAUUCUAUUUUAUUCAUGAAUGCUGGAGGCAGGCUGCUGAAGGACAAUGGAAAGAAUCUGUGUGUUGAAGGAGACAGUGUCUGUGGAAUACAGAAGGGAUUUUUAGUGUUAAAUUCGAAGACACGAAUGCUUUACUUGCUGAACGAGAACCAGGCAAUGAUUCAUCAGAUGAGUAUCCGAAGCACUGGGCAGAUUUUUAGAAUGUUUUCCAUUGGUGAUUAUGCAGCACUGUGUGUUGAUGGCUGGCUGUAUGCUUUGAAGGUAAGCAAUCAAAAGCUUGUGAUUGUGAAUGAGAUUCAUAUUCCAGGAGAUAUGCUGUACCUUAGUGCAUCGAUUAAGAAGAAUGUGAUACGUAUUGCAUCGAUUGUUGCUGAAGAUAUAAAAGAGGGCGGCAUAAAUGAAAGCAUUAAGGCAGUGAAGUGUGAUGAUAAGAGUGUGAAGUUGUGUAAAGAUAGAGAUCAAUUGAAAGCUGAGCAAUUAAAUGGCAACGAUGCAGUAGUAAAGAGUAAAGAGAAGUAUAAAGAGAGUGAUGGAAAUGGAGAAAGAGCAGAGAAUCGCAUGCAUGAAGACCAGGAUGAUGCUCAGUGUUUUGACAAGCAUCGGCCUUAUGUUAUUGAUAAAUUGAAUGAUUCAUGUGAUUUUAUAAAUGAGAAGAUGGAUAAGAAAUGGAAUGAGAAGAUUGAUCAAAUUCUUAUGAAGCUGAGAGAUGGAGAAGAAAGAAUGAAUAUGAUUGAAGCGAAUAAUGAGGCGAGGUUUAAUAUGAUUUUUGAAAUGCUUUGUAAAAUCAAUGAUAGUGGAGCCAAGGUAGGAGUCCAGGAGAUGCUAAAGAAUGAAACUUCACGUGUUUUGGGGUCUGUGAAGGAAAUAAAAACAAAGAUGAAGGAUUAUGUGCCUGAUGAUAAUAAGAUAUUGGAGUGUGCUAAGAGAAUGAUCAUUGAAGUGAUGGUUCCGACGAUUGAGGCAGCAAUGGACGAGAUACGGGUGCAAAUGAUCAACGAGAUCCGUCUAAUGCACGAUGAAGAUCAUUUGAAAGACAUUAGAAAGGCAGUUGGGGAGCUCCAUGAUUCUUUUACAAAGCAAAAUGAGGUAAAAAACCUGAUUUCCGAAGGACUGAUUGAAAAAGCGGUAGAAGCAGUCAUAAGUGGAUCGAAUACGGACUUGGAUGCAUUUAUAUCUUGUAGUGAGGUUUCGUUUGUGGAGACACUAUCAUCUUCUCUGCUGGUUGCACUAUUUGAAAAGGUUGUGAUGGCAUCCAAGGAGCUAUUCAAGCCAAAUUACCAGCAUUUUAUGUAUAUGAUAAUGGUAUGCUUGGAGUUAAACGAUUUGAAUGAUGAAGAGAUCAAGAUUGUUGAUGUUCUGAUGUCACUUAUCGAUGAUAUUGAAGAGAUUGAUAUUAAAGAGCUUCCUGUGAUUCUGAAUUUCCAACGAAUCAAGCUGGGCAAAGUUAAGGAGAAAAGAAGAAUUAAAUGA